Messenger RNA from Aureococcus anophagefferens, 285 nucleotides. RefSeq lists its product as hypothetical. The annotation marks the transcript as partial. The transcript is spliced from 2 exons. Gene Ontology annotation, molecular function: 4 iron, 4 sulfur cluster binding; 2 iron, 2 sulfur cluster binding; iron ion binding. NCBI's taxonomy places the organism in Eukaryota, Pelagophyceae, Pelagomonadales, Pelagomonadaceae. The record is from RefSeq and is a predicted model, not a curated record. Gene Ontology annotation, cellular component: mitochondrion. Gene Ontology annotation, biological process: iron-sulfur cluster assembly.
CGGCUGCGGCUCCAGAUCGACGGCGGCGGCUGCUCCGGCUUCGAGCGCGGCGCCGGCGUCCCCGCGGUCUCGCGCGAAACGGACGACCUCGUCUUCUCGCGCGACGGCUGCGACGUCGUCGUCGACGACAGCAGCAUCGAAUUCGUACGAGGCGCGACGGUGGACUUCGAGGAGGAGAUGAUCCGCAGCGCCUUCGUCGUGAGCCACAACCCCAACUCCGAGAGCGCCUGCGGCUGCGGCUCGUCCUUCGCGCUCAAGAAUUUUGAGGAGAACGGCGUCGACUAG